AUGACAGAAGAAGAAGAGAUUUUCGGAGAUGAAAUCAUCUUUGCCGCCGCUAAAAAGAAUCAUAUUUCAAUGUUGGAAGAGUUCUACGAACAGAGAAAGAGAGCGAAUAACUUCAAUCCAAAUCUAACGGAUGCACUUGGAAACACUCCAUUACAUUACAGUGCCACUUUCAAUCACUAUGAAACAUCACAGAGACUGUUGAUUUUGGGUGCCAAUCCAAAUUUCCAGAAUCGUGCAGGUGAAACACCUCUUCAUCGUGCCGUAUGGUAUAAUCACGUCAAUAUUGCCACCCUUUUAAUUGAGAAUGGUGGUGAUGUAUCCAUUACCAACAACAUGAAGCAAAAUGCACUAGGUCUUGCAAAAUCAUUAGAUAUGAAAGCAUUAAUACAGUCUGCACAACUUGCUCAAAAGUUCAGUCCAGACGAAUUUGCUGAUGACGAUGAAGACGAAGAAGAAGGAACAGAAAAGAAACCAGUAACAUCAAAUUCAAGUUUCCACAGUGAUAUGAUUGCUAAUGAUAGUGACGAUGAAUAG
This is a messenger RNA of Heterostelium album PN500, 534 nucleotides long. RefSeq names its product ankyrin repeat domain-containing protein. The record is from RefSeq and is a predicted model, not a curated record. The coding region runs from base 1 to 534 and encodes 177 amino acids. The transcript is spliced from 3 exons. Lineage: Eukaryota; Evosea; Eumycetozoa; Acytosteliales; Acytosteliaceae. Gene Ontology annotation, molecular function: protein binding.